AUAAACAUCCCCACAAAUUCGCUUUAACCUUUACAACCAUCAACAUCCAUUACAAAUGCCAUGAGUUUUUAUAACAAGAAACAAAAAUGGAGAGAAAAGAAGACCGUGUUCAUUCAGGAACUCACAGGUUCAGGGACAGGCGCGAGCUCGGUACGUCGGUUCAAAUCCAUGAUAAAGAUUACAAAGAACCUCCGGCAGCCCCAUUGUUCGAGGCCGCCGAACUCACCUGCUGGUCAUUUUACCGCGCCGCGAUAGCAGAAUUUACCGCCACUUUUCUUUUUGAAUACAUCACCAUCUUGACGGUCAUCGAAGUCGCCAAGUCUAAGACCAAGUGCUCAUCCGUUGGCGUACAAGGAAUUGCGUGGGCCUUCGGUGGCAUGAUUUUCACACUUGUCUAUUGCACCUCCGGAAUCUCAGGUGGUCAUAUUAACCCAGCGGUGACGUUUGGGUUGUUUUUGGGUAGAAAAUUGUCUUUGACCCGGGCAAUAUUUUACAUGGUGAUGCAAUGCGGUGGCGCGAUUUGUGGUGCCGGCGUUGUUAAGUGGUUUCAAGGACAAAGGGAAUUCGAGCUACGCGGCGGUGGUGCCAACGUGGUUUCCGAUGGCUACAGCAAGGUCGAUGGAUUCGGGGCGGAGAUAAUCGGCACAUUCGUUCUUGUUUAUACCGUCUUCUCUGCCACCGACGCCAAGCUUAGUGCACGUGACUCGCAUGUUCCCAUAUUGGCGCCGUUGCCGAUCGGGUUCGCGGUGUUUUUGGUGCAUUUGGCGACCAUUCCGGUGACCGGAACAGGGAUUAAUCCGGCGAGGAGUCUCGGGACAGCCAUCAUCUACGACAGGAAGCAAGCAUGGGAUGAACAUUGGAUAUUCUGGGCCGGACCAUUCACCGGUGCAGCGAUAGCGGCAGCGUACCACCAAAUCUUAAUCAGAGCAAUUCCGUGCAAACAAAGUUAACCGUUCAACUUUCAGUUUUGGCAACAAUAUGACCAUAUAAGUGUACUCUUGAAAUUUAAAGUCUAUUAAGAGAAUGUGAGAGUAUGUCACACUUGUAAGGAUUAUUAUGUACACUUUGUACAGAAAGAAUUCAGAAGUUGUUGGGUUGGGGCUGUGGAAUAAAUAAAG
Messenger RNA from Helianthus annuus (common sunflower), 1118 nucleotides. Its product is annotated as probable aquaporin PIP1-4. NCBI's taxonomy places the organism in Eukaryota, Viridiplantae, Streptophyta, Magnoliopsida, Asterales, Asteraceae. Gene Ontology annotation, cellular component: vacuole; plasmodesma; plasma membrane. The transcript is spliced from 4 exons. Bases 87 to 950 code for a protein of 287 amino acids. Gene Ontology annotation, molecular function: water channel activity. The record is from RefSeq and is a predicted model, not a curated record. Gene Ontology annotation, biological process: transmembrane transport; response to water deprivation.